AUGUCCAACUUCAAAAAUUUUACGUUAAAUUCUUUUGAAGAUUAUUACGGAAAGGCUUCUGAAACGCCAAAAAUGGAGGAUGAGAAAUCGGAAGCAACAAAUGUGAGUGCGUCCUCUUCAAAAAAAGUGUACAAAAGCAAAAAGAAUACCACAAGAUAUGAUCAAAAGAAUGUCUUUAGAAACUCAACGACAGGGCUUGCGCAAACACUGCCAACGAAACCGGUAAAGAUCAUAGAGCAGAGUAUCGAUUUUGCCAAUCCGAAAAGCUUCGACCUUUUGCAGUCGACACACACUAUCUGUUUUAAUAGAAAAAAUGGCACUACUGAUACAAAAUUAAAUAUGGAAGCUCAGACUUCCAGCGAUAUCGAUAACGACAUGUUGCAUGUUGGAGCACCCUCGGACCUGGGAGGUAAUAGCAAUGAUGAGGCGGAAACAAGACAAUUGAGAAAAUUUCGAUGGUCAAAUAAUAAAGAAAAAUGUAUUUGUGAAAAGCUGACCGUUAUAUAUUGGGCUCUUCUACUUAACACAACAAAGAGAGCAAGUAAAAGGAGGCCGAUAUUGUGUCAUCAAGUGAUAGCGGAGUUUUUCAAUAGAGUUUAUAAGGAGAAAUCAAGGGUACCUAUAACUUCUAGAUAUAUCAGGGAUAACCUUGUCACUUGGGUUACUCAAGGAAAGGAAUUGCAUGAAAAAGGCUGGGAAGGUGAUUCCAAAACUGGUGAUUUACAAGAGCAAUUCAAUAUAGCCAUUAUUAAAUUAUAUGACAGCGCAGAAGACGGACGUCUUAUCAUGGCUAAAGACAGAGUUUUUCGAGAGGAAAACAGUAGGAGCAACAGUUCGGUUCGAGCGGAAGAGGACUUUACCUCCACUACCGAUGAAAAUGAUCAGGUUGCUUUACAAAGGAACCUGAAAGAGGAUCGAAGAGAGUCUAUCAGGAAUCAUAUUCUUGCUUUGGAUCUGAAUGACGAGGAUUUUUUACACAAUAUAAUGAAGAUUUUAUCUUCUAUUGAUGAGCCAGAAUUAAGACAAUAUGUAGUCAUAAUCUCAGAAUUAGUCAGUAUGGAAAUAGACGAUGGUAAAACAGUACGGGAAAAGCUCCGAGAUGUGGAAAUGAGCAUUAAUAGGCUACAGGUUGAUAUAAAAGAGAUAAAAGAAAUGCUUAUUAUGCUAGCAAAGAAAUGA
Saccharomyces mikatae IFO 1815 is the source of this 1179-nucleotide messenger RNA. RefSeq names its product Srl2p (gene SRL2). Lineage: Eukaryota; Fungi; Ascomycota; Saccharomycetes; Saccharomycetales; Saccharomycetaceae. The transcript has a single exon. The record is from RefSeq and is a predicted model, not a curated record. Bases 1 to 1179 code for a protein of 392 amino acids.